Messenger RNA from Mya arenaria, 1799 nucleotides. RefSeq lists its product as uncharacterized. The record is from RefSeq and is a predicted model, not a curated record. NCBI's taxonomy places the organism in Eukaryota, Metazoa, Mollusca, Bivalvia, Myida, Myidae. The transcript has 12 exons. The coding region runs from base 75 to 1358 and encodes 427 amino acids.
AAGCCAAGUUACACCAUGCACGGUCGGCUGAACCGAAAACAUAGUUUCUAUUGAUACUUUGGAGAUUUUGGAGGAUGAUGCUGUGGAGCGCUCUUUUGGUAUUACUCUGCUUUGAGUGGUCACUGGCCGAAGUUCGUCUUUCGGACAAAGAAGCUAGCCUCAUCUGUGUUUACAAUGGGGAACUCGACACUUAUGACAUGCACUUCCGGGUAAAGUUGAACACCGACCCUACUGGAAACAUGCGCGCCAUUGAAAACACGGACUACUACGAGAACCCGAAAGCCUUCACUCCCGUAACCUGCACUCGGAAUUACGACGGAGCGACAAAGAUAUAUACGGUCGACUCGCGUGUUGACCCAAACGGAAAUAACGAUGACAACCUCUGCGGCAUGACGGAGAAAACAGUCACAGUGGGCUCAACCACAGAAAGAACUUAUGAGUUUUUGUUCAUGCACAACAUUGAUAUCACUGGCGACAAAGACCUAAUGGUCUCUGACAAGGACCGAGUCUACAUAGCACGUUGUUCACCUAGUACCAGCGUCAACAACGUCGUUACAUCAUCCCUAACCGUCACGAACAGCAAUCUAAACGCGCAGUUGACACCGGCUAGCAUUCCUGUAACAAUGUCGAUCUACCGGAAGCUGGUUCCAUCGGGUGCUUACGUUUUGGUCACAGGGCCUGUUGCGGCCGGAACCACUGUCCAAAUCCGCCUGCAGUAUACUCGUAAUAAUCCUUACACGGCCCAACAACACAUCUACGGAAUCAACGCCUUUCUCCUUGAAGCGGGUAGUUCAACAGCCUUCACAGAGAAUGAUAUUCUAGUAGACGAAGACGGGUGUGCAGCGAAUGUCGUGCCAAUUCCCAUGACAAAAGGAUUGAAAGGGUCACUUCAGGGUAAUACGUAUGUGUUGACCAGCGGAGAUCUGACCAUCUGGAAGUACGAUAACUCCAAUGCCGUGUACUUUAGCGUCUACUACGGAAUCUGCUUCGAACCUGACACCCAGCCAUGCACUGAUCUUUGUCUCGACAACACCGGAUUUUCAAAUAAACGACGUCGACGAAACGUUGAUGACUCAGAGGAGUUUCACAGUGUUUCCGCCGUUUUAAGAAUUUUAGACGACGUUGACGUCAACGAGGGGGAGAACGCGGGAAACGGACAGGAGGAAACGACAACAGCCGAAAACAGCAGCUCCUUGACAACCCUGAUCACGCUAGCAAUUGUACUUGGCGUACUGAUUCUCCUUGUUGCUGUUGUCAUAGUAACCAUUGCUGUACUUCUGCGUAAGACCAGACAGAAUGGCAAACACAGGAAGUUCGAUAACAUCAGCAACUCGUCGAUGUCAUAUCCGUCAAAAUAAGGCAAACACACAAAAUUUGACAACAUCAGCCUCUCAUCGAUUUGAUAUCCGUCAAAAUAAUGACUAUUUCUGUUUCGAAAAUUAACAAGUAGUGUUGAAGUCGGAAUGCUAGCUUUUCUUAAAGAGUUCCAAAUGGUUGAUUUUCUUUCCUGAAAUAAAUUCGAUGGAACGCUGAAAAGAGCCAAAAUUUGGUGAAAAAAUAUCAUAUCCGUCAUAACAUAUUUUUUUUCAGUUUCGAUAAUUAACACUUAUUGUAAGGGCAGAAUGUAAUUACUUUUAAAGCGCUCCUAAUUAUUCUGUUUAGUUGAAAGAAAAGCACUGGAACGUUUAUUAUAGCCAAAUUUCUUUAGAAAAUUCAAGCUUCACAUUCCAUUAUAUCUUUGUAUACAUUUCCAUAAGUAAUCUUUUGUAGACACAUACUGAAAUAAAAUACAGGCAUAC